Messenger RNA from Nicrophorus vespilloides, 2080 nucleotides. Its product is annotated as sodium/hydrogen exchanger 11-like. The transcript has 7 exons. Lineage: Eukaryota; Metazoa; Arthropoda; Insecta; Coleoptera; Silphidae. Bases 1011 to 2039 code for a protein of 342 amino acids. The record is from RefSeq and is a predicted model, not a curated record.
UGUCAUUCAAGUUUCGAGAUUUGGGCACCGCUCCGCAGAACAGGAUUAAGCGGACGUUUUACACCAUUGCCAUCAGCAGAAACUACGAGUUCACGUUGUACGCCAUCAUACUUUUGAAUAUCGUUUCCGCAGUCGUCGAAAUGUUAUUACUAUACUACCAUAUUCCGGAUUUUGAUAUUAUGGUCAUCGUGAACACUAUCUUCUUUACCAUAUAUUUGGUGGAUUUUUUCAUCAAGAUUGUGGGGUACUCCAACUACAGCCUCUCGCAAGGUGUCAAACUCUUUUUCAGGUAACACAAUCCACACUAAUUAGUUAAAAUUCCUCUCAUGAAUGAUUCUAGGUUGAUUUGGAAUCGUCUCGACUUUAUGAUGCUCAUCCUCGCAACGAUCGACAUCAUAAUAACCAAUUUGAUUUACUUGUCUAAUGCGAUUCGUUAUAAUUACGUGCUGGAAUCGUUUGCAAUUUUGAGGAUAUUCCGCAUCUUGAGGCUCUCAAAACUCGUCAGCGAAAAGUUCUACCUGAAAAUGCUGUCGCAUUGCGACAAUUUGAUAGAUAAUAGACUGACAUACGCGUUUACAAUUGGAAAAGUAAAUUGAUGGACGCUGCUGUCAUUGAAAUAUAAUUAGUCUCAUUCUGGCUGCAGGCUUUGGUGAUUGGUUACGAGGAGGCGACUGAAUUGAUUCCGAAAAUCGUGAACAACUUCAAAAUCCAAGAGGGAAUUCGCAGUCAACUGGAGAACGAUAAGGUGACCGUAUCUAAGGAGCUGGGAAUCAUUGCCAAGGAGCGACCGUGGAUAGCUACAAAUGUGAAAACGAAACAGGCCAUCCUAGCAACUCUUGUCUUCAUGAGGAAUAACAUUUACCAAUUGAAAACCGACGGUGAGUUUGUUAUUUCAUUUCUUAUUUUAUAUAUAUGCGUGUUUAACAUUAGGAGUUGUUGAUGUUUUUGAGUUUGGUAAGCUGAAGAAAGCUCUCGAUGGUCGCUUUAGAGCUGCUUCUUAUUACAAAACGAUGACAGCCGUUAGUCCAAAGGCGUUCUUCUACGAGGUCCCAUGGUUAUGCGGUGAUGAAGCUAUCAUGGAUUACCUCUACAUAAACGGAACAACGAAAAUUUGGGACGCGAACGAAGUGCUUUGCAGUCCGGGAGAUACAGCUGAAGGAAUCUAUAUUCUUGUUGCAGGUCUCAUUAAAAUGCAAUAUGAUCCAUCCGAUGAAAUGCUUACGCUUUUGAAGAACUACGGAGCGCUGCCAAUCAAGGAUUUCCUAAAUAAUAAGAGAUUUAAAGAAAAACACGAGGAAUAUGUUCUAAUGGGAAAUACUAUCGGGGAGAUUGCAGUUCUCACCGGACGGCCGCAUAGUUGCACUAUAGUUGCUGCAGUCCCAAGUCAAACAUACAUCAUACCCACUGAUGCUAUUAAUGCUGCUAUGCACUUAAGUGCAGAUCCAAUCGAGGGAUUGGCUGCAAGACUUUGGAAAUACAUUUCCUGGAAUCUGUGUAGAAGCAUUUUAUCCGAGACUCCGGUUUACCAGAAUGCGAGCCAGGACCAACUGAAUUUAAUCUUGUACCGUGGCGUCGUUCCCAAUUUGAACUGCUAUGAAAUCCUGGUACUUUCGGAACUGGUGGAGUUUAUAAUCAUUAUCGAGGGUUUGGUCGUCGAUCACAACACCAGAGAAAUAUACACUGCCCCGUGCUUUCUGCCCAGAACCGUACACAAGAUCAUCAUACCGGAUUGCAGCAAUAUCAAGUUAAACAUCAAUAUAGUCACGAAAUUGAUGAUGUUCCCAAUUAAAGGUAUAGAUGCGAGCGAAAUGAUGAUGGAGGAACAACGCAUAUCAGAUCUAGUGCCACAUCCGAAAAGCGAUUGUAUCGUGAAAAUCUCGCCGAUGGUUAAAAUAAAGAAGCGUGUUAACAUUAAAUCACAAAUGAAAAGAAUUCAAAGUAAAAUUCCGAACACUGUCAGCUCCAGGUUUUAUCCGGGCGAAGCCGGAGAUAGCAACUUGAAAUCUAUCAGCAGAAUGGUUGAAACUACUGCAAUUUAAACUGUCAUUUAAUUUAAUUUAUAAAAUAUGAUAUUUAAGCC